Messenger RNA from Penicillium brevicompactum, 396 nucleotides. RefSeq lists its product as uncharacterized. The transcript has a single exon. Bases 1 to 396 code for a protein of 131 amino acids. The record is from RefSeq and is a predicted model, not a curated record. NCBI's taxonomy places the organism in Eukaryota, Fungi, Ascomycota, Eurotiomycetes, Eurotiales, Aspergillaceae.
AUGGCGCCUACGCCUUCAGCCUCGGUCUUUACUCUCCCAUUACCGCCCUGGCUUCAACCACCUGACUCUCGUGCAUCUAAGUACGAUCGCAAGCGCAAGAAUGUGGAACACGAUCACCCAGAUGACGAAACGACUGAUGUCGCAUCGGGGGUAGAAUCUGAGCCCGCGGGCCCUUCCUUGGUACUGACACCAAAUGAGUCUCAUCAAUACCGCGUGGCCGGCCACUCUUUUCAACAAGAACUGCCCCGGGGCCAAUUCCCCCAUGGACCGCCCCGGGACGAGGCGAGGAAGCAGACUUCUUCAAGCCAACUGGAAGCCUUGGCAGAUCUAUCAACCCCAAUUUACCCCCACAGGGCGACGAACAAGGCAACAUCCGCUUCCAGCAUCUCGGUGUAA